AUGCCGCCUCGAGACACCAAAUUCAAGCUGAACACGGGCGCUGAGAUCCCAGCCAUCGGACUCGGGACCUGGCAGGACGAGGAGGCGCAGGAGAAGGCCGUCCUAGUCGCACUGCAGGCGGGAUACCGUCACAUAGACACGGCUGCCAUAUACGGUACGGAGGCAGCAAUUGGCAGGGCCAUCAAGCAGUCUGGCGUCCCUCGAAAAGAGCUCUUCAUCACCUCUAAGCUGUGGAACAACAAGCACAAGCCUGAAGAUGUCGAGAAGGCGAUCGACGACAGCCUGAAGAAGCUGGGCAUUGACUACCUCGAUCUAUAUCUGAUGCACUGGCCCGUCGCCUUUGCCCCAGGAGACGAGCUCUUCCCCAAAGACGACGCCGGAAAGAUGAAGGUAGUUGAUAUCGACUAUGUAGAUACAUACAAGGCGAUGGAGAAGCUGGUGAAGGCCGGCAAGACCAAAGCUAUCGGGAUAUCCAACUUUUCCAAGGCAGAGACCGAACGUCUGAUUGAAAACACCAGCAUCGUGCCGGCCGUCCACCAGCUCGAACUGCACCCUUGGCUCCAGCAGCCGUCUUUCAUCGCCUACCUGAAGACCAAGGGCAUCCACAUCACGCACUACUCGUCUCUAGGCAACCAGAACGAGACGUACGAACAGGACGGCAAGCUGCUCGAGGACCCCACCCUCACGGCCAUCGGCAAGAAGUACAACAAGUCCCCUGCUCUGAUUGCUCUCGCAUGGGGUAUCAAUGAAGGCCACUCGGUGCUGGUCAAGUCGAAGACGGAGCAGCGCAUCAAGGACAACUUCCAGGCAGACUUUGAGCUCAAGGCAGAGGAUAUUCAGUUGAUGCAUGAGAUGGACAAGAAAAGACGCUUCAACGACUCCAGCGACACCUUCAACUACAAGUUCUUCUCUGAUCUCGACUAG
Molecule: messenger RNA, 924 nt
Organism: Nannizzia gypsea CBS 118893
Lineage: Eukaryota; Fungi; Ascomycota; Eurotiomycetes; Onygenales; Arthrodermataceae
Product: aldehyde reductase 1
Exons: 4
Coding region: 1-924 (307 amino acids)
Cellular component (GO): cytosol
Molecular function (GO): aldose reductase (NADPH) activity
Source: RefSeq, a predicted model, not a curated record